AUGAGAGGAACAGACGUAUACAGUGAACAUUACUUUGUGAAAACGAGGAUCUGUCUAAAGUUGGCAAGAGCUGAGGGGAGGAAGAAGGUAAGGGAAAGGUUUGACGUAAGUAAACUGCAAAGUGAAAAGAUCAGGAGGAAGCACAAAAAUGAGGCGAGGAAUACGUUUGAAGCUUUAGGAGACAUAGAUGAUCCGGAGGAAGAACACGAUAUGAUUUUGUCAACGUACGGAGAUGGAGCAAGGAAAGUUUGGGGAGGUCAAACAAACUUAGGAGGCCACGGAUAGGAAGCAAAACAUCGGAAAAGAUCAAGAGGAGGAAAGAGGCAAAAUUGAAAUUGCAGGGUGCAAGAUUGGAGUGCCUAAAAGAGAGAAGGAGUGAGGAGUAUAAUGCCAAGAACAACAAAGUGAAACAGAGUGCUAGGGAGGAUAACAGAAGUUGGUAGAGAAGAGGGCAGCAGCAGCGGUAAAGGCCGCUGAGAAUGGUAGGGGCAAGGAACUAUACAGCAUUACUAAGUCGAUAACUGGAAAAAAGGGGAAACAAGAAAUACGUGUUGAGGACAAACAAAGGGUGCUUAGGACUGAAACAAAAGAAGGACUGCAGAGAUGGGUGAAGCACUUUAAUGAAAUAUUAAACAGAGAUGACCCAACGAAUCCUGUGGAAGAGCAUGAGAUAUUAGAAUCGGAGGAGAUUGAGGAA
Molecule: messenger RNA, 697 nt
Organism: Porites lobata
Lineage: Eukaryota; Metazoa; Cnidaria; Anthozoa; Scleractinia; Poritidae
Source: the annotation of a GenBank genome assembly